Molecule: messenger RNA, 864 nt
Organism: Helicoverpa zea (corn earworm)
Lineage: Eukaryota; Metazoa; Arthropoda; Insecta; Lepidoptera; Noctuidae
Product: protein obstructor-E-like
Exons: 7
Coding region: 89-805 (238 amino acids)
Cellular component (GO): extracellular region
Molecular function (GO): chitin binding
Source: RefSeq, a predicted model, not a curated record
AACCUUCGAAAGGAAACGCACGUACGAACAGUUUAAUUCUAAUUUUAAAUUUCUACCUCAAAAAAAUAAAUUAAAUAAAAACAUAAAAAUGAAAAGUUUACUCUUUGUCGUCGGUUUUGUGUGCGCGUUAGUUUCAGCACAAGAGUUUGACUGUCCUGAAAAGAGCGGCUUCUACCCGGAUCCCUACCAGUGUGACCUUUACUACAAAUGCAGCAAAGGUGUAUCAGAAGCGAGGCUAUGUCCAGACGGUCUGGUGUUCUCGGAUGAGAACCCCAACAAGGAACGCUGUGACAUCCCCUCCAAUGUAGACUGCGGAGACAGGAAGGAAUUGCAGGAACCGAAGCCGACUAAAGGCUGCCCCAGACAGAACGGAUAUUUCAAACAUCCCGAUCCUCAGGCUUGCGACAAGUUCUACUACUGCUCGGACGGUACCCCCAAUGAGAUGCCGUGCCCCCCCGGCCUGUACUUCGACGAGGAGACCUCCAACUGCGACUGGAAGGAGUCUGUCAACAGGCAGUGUGACCAUAUCACCAAGGAUUUACUUGACGACGGCUUCUCUUGCCCCGACGGCGAGGUGAUGGGCCCCAACGGUCGCGCCCUCCCCCACCCUACCUUCCCCCACCCCGAAGACUGCCAGAAGUUCUACAUCUGCCGCAACGGCGUGCAGCCCCAGAAGGGACUCUGCCCAUUGGGCAAGGUCUACAAUGAGGAUACCUUCAUGUGUGAUGACCCUGAGAAAGUGCAAGGAUGUGAAAACUUCUACGAAGGCCAGACAUUUGAGAAGAGCAAACCUAAGAAGGCGUGAAGUGUGUCAUACUUAUUAAGAUAUUAGUUAUGUAUUAUAUAAUAAAUAUUAAUAAGUCA